AUGCGGCACGCACGCGAGCGGGGCGACCUGGAGGCGGAGCUCGGCUGCGGCGCGCGGCUCGGGGUGGCUAGCGGGCGGGCCAGGAUGGACGAUCACCUGGGAGAGAUCUACGACAGGACUCCGGUGGGCAAGCUCACGUUGGCGCUGGCACACGCGCCGAGGAUCCUCGAACCCUGCAGCGCCCUCGCCGCCCUCCACGCAGGUCCGCAGACCUCCCGCUGGGUGGUGCAGCGGUGGUACCACGCAGCCUUUCCCCCCAUCCACAGCGGCAAGGAAGUUGCAGGCUGGGACUCUGACGACAAGGCUGCCGACUCCUGUCAAGGUUCGGCGCACCUGUCCACGAGCACCCCAGGCGGCGCCUGCGGCGCUGGUCUCCAGCUCUCAGGGGCAACUUUCGAGGGGGACCACGGCGACGUGGACCCCGAGCGCGCCAGGGAGCUGAAAGCCCAGGGCAACGAGCUGUUCAAGGCUGGCAAGGUGCACGACGCGCGGGAGGCGUAUUCGGAGGCCAUCUACCUCACGCCCCUCGCGGACAGCGCCGACCGGGCCGUCCUGUACAGCAACCGGGCGGCCUGCAUGCAGAAGCUCGGGAGGUGGGAGGACGUGGUGAGUGACUGCAAGCUGGCGGUGGAACUCGACCCCACCUACGUCAAGGCGUGGGCGCGCAGGAGCGCCGCGUACGAGGCGCUGGAGAAGUGGCACGAUUCCCUCGAGGACCUCAAGAAGGCGAUCGAGCUGGACCCCUCCCUUCGCUCCCGCGAGUACAGGCGGCAGGCGAUGCUGGAGACCCGUGCCCAGCAGCAGUUCGAGAAAGACAAGGACGAGAUGAUGGGCAAGCUGAAGGCAAGUCAGCAUCAACUGGUGCUGGCUGAGCAAGAGCUGAGAGCCGAUGGAGAGCUGUUGGUGCUGACGGAGACUGACAUCAGGACAAUGCUCGGCAGAAGGACCAGCAUACGCAAGCGGUUCAAACUGAUGUUCAUCUUCUGGCAGGGCCUCAUAUCGGGGGUCCAUUUCACGAGUCUCAAAGAGGGGCUCAGGAACAUCUUCAAACUGGUAGGCCAUGGAGCGGAUAACUUCCCAGGCAUCCCGAUACGGUAA
Messenger RNA from Prorocentrum cordatum, 1098 nucleotides. The record is from the annotation of a GenBank genome assembly. Lineage: Eukaryota; Dinophyceae; Prorocentrales; Prorocentraceae.